Molecule: messenger RNA, 2094 nt
Organism: Colletes gigas
Lineage: Eukaryota; Metazoa; Arthropoda; Insecta; Hymenoptera; Colletidae
Product: U8-agatoxin-Ao1a-like
Exons: 3
Coding region: 512-838 (108 amino acids)
Cellular component (GO): extracellular region
Molecular function (GO): ion channel inhibitor activity
Source: RefSeq, a predicted model, not a curated record
ACAGCGACGCGAACGUCGCGGAGACGUGGAUCGCAUUACGGGCCACAUAAUCGCGAAAGGAACAGCCGGGGGGUACCAGUUGCUUCGCAACCAGUUGCUCGUGCCAAAGGGUGGCGGCCACCCCUCGCGUACUUUCAGCAAAGAAUCUCCCUCCCCCUCACCCACUCGUCUCCGGAUGGCCCCGUGAAACCACUGUGACGGUGUCCAGACACCGCGUACGACCGUGGAACCGAAGUCUUAUCCCCCCGGAAUCGUCUCACCCUACGCAACCGAGAUCCUUGUGGGGGCGAGUCGCAAACGCCACGCCUCCCUCGCGCGUCUAUAUAAGCCAUCGGGACGUUGUGGAGACCUCACUUGCAUCCCGGCCACGGUCAGGAGAGGGCACGCUAGCAUCCACGAGGACCCGUUACGCGUUACAUCCCCCCGGAAACCGUCGGUAGUCCUUGGGUCUCCAUUUUGGUAACCGUGUGAGAGGGAAACGAGGGAAAGAGGAAUCGAACGACGAGGAGCCAUGAAGUUCUGCUUAGUGUGGUUGCUAUGCUUCCUGGCCUUUCUCGCCGACAUGACCCUCGGUAGCCCCUAUUUCGACGAUGAAGACGAUGCAGCGCAGAUUGCAGCAGAUUCAGACUAUGCAGACAACGCGUUGGAGAACCUGAUGCGAGCAGCUCAACAAAAACGUACCUCGUUGAUCUACCUGUUUAGGCGGGCGUGCGUGAAACGUGGAGGCAACUGCGACCACAGGCCCAACGACUGUUGCAACAGCUCCAGCUGCAGAUGCAAUCUGUGGGGCACCAAUUGCCGCUGCCAGCGAGUGGGGUUCUUCCAGAAAUGGGGCUAAAAUGUCUUCCAGGCCGCUCACUCCGAUGCACAAUUCCUAUAAUUUCGUUUUUCUUUCAUUUUUCCUACCAAACGUUUCGCCUCACCGCUUCAAGGACGAUCGUCGGAUCGUCGAUCGUCGAGAUCUCGUUUUAGCUUCACUAGCGCCACUUUGGGACCUCGAACGUCCUUACUAGAAUCAUAGUUAGCUAGCAAACGUGCUUAGUUUUCUAUUUACGCGAUCCUCAGCUCAUCCAGCGAGAGAUUUGUUAGCUGGGAACACCCGAAAUGAGCCUCACAGAUGGCGCACUUUUCUACGAAUUUACUGCACGAUUCAUUUAAAAGUCGACGACUUUUUGUUCUCCAUUAUUGCCUUCGUUUCCCAUCCAAAUCCAGUGAAUCUCUCUAUUCUGUUCCCUGUACCUUUUAUUCCCUUAUUUUCUUCAAAUCCACGUUAUGGAACAAUGAGACUUCCAUCGAUCUUGAUCCCUCUUAUUUUACAUACGUUAGUCCUGUACGAUCGUUACCAGUUGCAGUUUGCUACGAAUUAAUCUGUACUUCGAGGCCUUGCGCAACUCUGUGAAUAAAGAAACCCCAUCGAGGCGCGGACGAAAGGAAAAUGGCGCGUUUUUACUGUCUUCGACGCUUGAUAAUUUUUAUUUCGUGGAAAGAAACGAGACUGCUGUUAAUUACGAAUUACGAAUUACGAAUUCUAGGCUCGAGUAAACCGAUCUAACGACAAUGAGCGAAUUACUUUAAGCAUUUUACGAUAAGUGAAGUUUGAAUUGCGACAAAGUUAUUCGUUUCGUAAAAAUGGCGCGAGAAUUCGAAAAGCAUGCAAUUUGUUUAGACGAUUGAGUUCCGAUUUCUAUUUCUGUUAGAGACAUUUUCUACGUAAUUUGGAACCUGUGUGAAAUUGUGUAAAAUAGGAAGAAAGCGUGGAGAUUGGUGUUUUUGGUCCGUGAUCUUCUUCGAUUUAGCAGAAAUUGGAAGCUUGAGACGAGUUUUGAGAGACGAGAGAAAUUUUUGGAUACUCUGUCCUCUGAUUGGCGUUUCUUCUAGCCACUUUAUCCAAUCAGACGACAGUGUGUUGCUUUUAUAGUCGCUAUCGAAGAGGAUCAUGCCUGAUAACGUAGAUCGAUUGAAAUUGCGAGGCACAAAUGAUGAAAAUCUCUCCUAUUGAAUUUUAAACGUACUUACCUACGUCUAUGCAUACUAAUUAUACAUUUCAAAUACAAUAAUGGAUGUUAUCGUAUCGUAUAGGAAGGUGGAUGUACA